This is a messenger RNA of Exophiala spinifera, 2172 nucleotides long. RefSeq names its product transketolase. Lineage: Eukaryota; Fungi; Ascomycota; Eurotiomycetes; Chaetothyriales; Herpotrichiellaceae. Gene Ontology annotation, biological process: pentose-phosphate shunt. Gene Ontology annotation, cellular component: cytosol. The coding region runs from base 1 to 2172 and encodes 723 amino acids. Gene Ontology annotation, molecular function: transketolase activity. The record is from RefSeq and is a predicted model, not a curated record. The transcript is spliced from 4 exons.
AUGGCGCCUGGUGUUCUCUCCAACCUCGAUUGUGAACGCGAGUUGGGUGUUAGCAAAUAUAGCCAAAAGGGUUGGCAAUCGACGGAUGCAAAGAGUCUGACCGCCGUGGAAGAUUUGGUGUUGAAAACAUUCAGAGUACUCAUUGCAGACUUGUGCCAACAAUUCAAUGGCGGCCACCCCGGCGGUGCCAUGGGUAUGGCAGCCAUCGGGGUCGCCCUGUGGAAAUAUGUGAUGAAGUACGCGCCCCGUACGCCGGACUGGAUCAAUCGAGACCGGUUUGUGCUGUCAAAUGGCCACACGUGUCUGUUCCAGUACACCUUCCUGCACCUCACGGGCUACAAAGAUAUGACCUUUGAGCAACUGAAAUCCUAUCAUUCUGAUCGGGUGGAUGCGCUAUGCCCAGGCCACCCCGAAAUUGAGCACGAAGGUAUUGAAGUUACGACAGGUCCACUGGGUCAAGGUAUUGCCAACGCUGUAGGACUUGCUGUUGCUUCGAAAAGCCUUGCGGCAAAAUUCAACCAACCAGAAUUUGACGUUGUAUCAGACCAUAUCUGGUGCAUGGUUGGAGAUGCAUGUCUUCAGGAAGGAGUCGGGCUGGAAGCCAUCUCCUUUGCAGGACACAUGCGCCUUAACAAUAUAACUGUCAUCUAUGACAACAAUCAGAUCACCUGCGAUGGUCCAGUGAGUCUGACAAAUACUGAAGAUAUCAACUCCAAGAUGAGAGCUUGCGGUUGGAAUGUGAUCGAAAUCAACGAUGGGUGUUGGGACGUCCAUGGCCUCGUUGAAGCUCUUGAGGCCUCUAAACAUUCGGCUCUGCCCACCUUCAUCAACGUUCAUACAGUCAUUGGAGUCGACACAUCCGUGGCAGGCAAUGCUGUCGCACAUGGCGCGGCCAUUGGCACAGAUGCAGUAGCAUCAUUGAAAGAACUAUACGGGUUUGAUCCGACCCAAAGCUUUGUCAUUCCGGAGACAGUGCGGGACUUUUUCAAGGAGCUUCCACAACGGGGCGAGGCCAUGGUAUGCGAAUGGAGAGCACUCUUUGACAGAUACAGCAAUGCCCAUCCUACGCUAGCAGAGGACUAUGUGAGGCGCCAAAGCGGAGAUUUGCCUUCGGACUGGGAAUCAUUGAUCCCUACAGCCUUUCCUUCAAAGGCCACUGCAACUCGGGCGUCCUCAGGAUUAGUCUUUGGUCCUCUGGCAGAACGCUUUGAUCAGUUCAUGGUUGGCACCGCUGACCUUGAGCCAUCUGUAUAUAUGAACUGGAAGGCCAAAGAGAACUUCGAGCCUCCUCACUGUGGUACUGGAAGCUACUUGGGGCGGUUCAUCCACUACGGGGUCCGCGAACAUGUCAUGGCUGCCGUCUCCAAUGGGUUGGCAGCUUACCAUCCUGGAAUGUUCAUUCCAGUAACUUCCUCAUUUUUCAUGUUCUAUCUGUACGCCGCUCCCGCCGUCCGUAUGGGUGCCUUACAACACCUGCGGGUCAUCCAUGCAGCCACGCACGACUCAAUUGGCAUGGGUGAGGAUGGUCCAACGCACCAGCCGAUUGAACUUGCCGCUCUCUACCGGACGAUGCCGAACUUCCUCUACAUUCGACCGGGCGACAGCGAGGAAACCGCAGGGGCCUGGAUGGCUGCAAUCAAAGCCAGACACAUGUCUUCGCUCAUCUCCACAUCUCGCCAUGCUCUCCCACAGCUGACCGGACUGACGAAAAGAAUGGGUGUCGCAAGAGGAGCCUACGUUCUCGAAGAAGCGGAACAAGCAGAUCUUACCUUGAUCGGCGUCGGUGCCGAACUCAACCUGGCGAUGAAGGUAGCUACAGAGCUACGGAAUCAUCACGGGCUCAGAGUACGGACAGUAUCUUUUCCUUGCCAACGAUUGUUCGAGCAACAAUCACAUCAAUAUCGGCGAGAUGUCCUCCAGAAGCAUACUGGGGUUCCCGUUGUGGUGGUCGAGGCAUAUGCUGCAAAUGGAUGGGAGAGAUAUGCAAAUGCCGCCGUCUGCAUGCCCACCACUCGCUUCGGAAAGUCAUUGCCGGGUCCAAAGGCGUACGAAUUCUUUGGCUUUAAUGUGGACUCCAUGGUCAUUAGGAUCCUAGGAUUUAUAAAGUCCUUUCAUGCCGACCCAGAAAGGAGAUACGAAUUUGUUGAACUUACUAGUGUGGGAGAUGAAUGA